AUGGCGACAACAACUGGCAAAAUUUGUCGCGUUAAAUGUAAAGAAGCCAAAGACACACUGAAAUCUGCUGGAUCUUCCAAAGAUUUUUGUUUUAAUCACAUCAAUGAACAUUGUAAUGAAUUAAGCAAACAGUCAGCAUCAUCACUACGCAAUACGAAUCUCAAUGCGAAUUCAAAAUGGACCCAGCAUGGUGUCACUGUGGCUGGAGGAAAUGGACAAGGUAGUGGAAUGCAUCAACUCUCCAAUCCGUGGGGUUUGUAUGUGGAUGAUGAUCAAAAUAUCUACAUUGCUGACUGGUCGAAUCAUCGUAUUGUAGAAUGGAAAUGUAAUGCGACGACUGGUCGAGUUGUCGCCGGUGGAAAUGGUCAGGGAAACAAACCUGAUCAGUUGAACGGUCCAUAUGAUGUUAUGAUCGAUAAAAAAGGAGAUAGUGUUUUCAUUUGUGAUUUCAACAAUAAAAGAGUUGUUCGAUGGUCUUGUGAAAAUGGUACAAACGGAGAAACAAUCAUCUCAAAUAUUGGAUGUUUGAGCUUGACAAUGGAUGACGAUGGAUUUCUCUAUGUUGCUGAUCGGGAUAAACAUGAUGUCAGACGAUAUCGGAUGGGAGCGAGUCAAGGAGCAAUGGUUGCAGGUGGAAAUGGAAAAGGAAAUCACCUUGAUCAGGUGAAUUGUCCAAGAUACGUAUGCGUCGAUCGAGAUCAUUCAGUGUACUUAUCAGACGAUUCUAAUCAUUGUGUAAUGAAGUGGAUGAGAGAUGUGAAACAAGGCAUUGUUGUGGCUGGUGGUCAAGGUGAAGGAAGUAGUCUUACACAACUAUCAUAUCCUUAUGGUAUUGCCGUGGAUCAAUCAGGUACUGUCUAUGUGGCUGAUUGUUCAAAUCAUCGAAUAAUGCGAUGGACUGAAGGAGUCACACAGGGAAGUGUCAUCGUCGGUGGAAAUGGUAAAGGAAGUCAGUCGAAUCAACUCCAUUGUCCCAUCGGUUUGUCAUUUGAUCGAGAGGGCAAUCUCUAUGUAAGUGAUAAUGGAAAUCAUCGAGUACAAAAGUUCAGCAUUGAUCGAAGCUGA
This is a messenger RNA of Rotaria sp. Silwood2, 1065 nucleotides long. Lineage: Eukaryota; Metazoa; Rotifera; Eurotatoria; Philodinida; Philodinidae. The record is from the annotation of a GenBank genome assembly.